Messenger RNA from Agrilus planipennis (emerald ash borer), 1249 nucleotides. Its product is annotated as probable cytochrome P450 49a1. NCBI's taxonomy places the organism in Eukaryota, Metazoa, Arthropoda, Insecta, Coleoptera, Buprestidae. The transcript is spliced from 4 exons. Gene Ontology annotation, molecular function: monooxygenase activity; oxidoreductase activity, acting on paired donors, with incorporation or reduction of molecular oxygen; iron ion binding. The annotation marks the transcript as partial. The record is from RefSeq and is a predicted model, not a curated record.
ACAUGAAAUGAGGCUUGAAUGUUUAUUAUGUAAUUAUUAUUAUUUAUGUAUAUCCGCUACUCACUUUUGCGAUAUAUGUAUACAAACAAGAGAACGUUUUCAAAGUCAAGUUCAACUUUCUCUCCAUGAACCUAUUAUGUUCACUUUAAUUGCAAGUUUAUUAUUCAUACGACAACAGAAUGAGAACACAAUUAACGAAAGAAAGUUUAUGUCUGCUCCAAAACGGCUUCAUUUUUCGUUUACCUACUUUAUUUUUGAGAAAUAAAAAGAGCGAAUGAAGUCAUGUUAAUAAAAAUAAAAGAUUGGAAUAGACCGAAAAUAUAGGUAAUCUACAAAAAUAGAAUUAAUUCUAGCAUUCCUCAUUCUAUUAAAAUUUUCAAUAAUUAUGUACAAAGCAUCCCCCACCCUACCGACUUGAGGUAAAAUUAACAAAAAAAGAUUUUUUAAGGAACUCAUUCUUUUGGUCAAAAAUUCACAUUCAAAGGUAGAAUGAAAAAUUAAAUUAUCUUAAAAACUAAUAGUUAUCGGUUAGGGUAGCACAUGGCAAAAUCGAUCUCAAAUGAGCUCUCCUUUAACUCCUUCAAGGGAAUGUAUUAAAUUUCUUGUAAUUCUGUCCUUUUUUCUUGAAUUUUCUCUAUUGACCCAUACAACCAAGAUAUAAGAUAACUCAACCCCUUUCUUUGUUCUCUUCGAGUAGGUAUACUUACGUAAUUUCAUUGUAUUAAUUUGUAGUCUUUGUAUGAGAAAUAUUAGCAGAGCAAUGAUUACAAAGGCCAAUUCGAAUAUAGUUAGUAAGAAAGAUGGAAAUGCUUCAAUUUUGGAGAGGAUAUUAAAAAAGACUGGAAGCAGCAAAACUGCUGCAGUUUUAGCAUUAGAUCUACUUCUCGUUGGAGUGGACACAACGUCGAUAGCAGUAGCUUCAACCCUGUAUCAGCUAGCAAUCAACCCUGAAAAACAAGAAAAACUAUUUAAAGAGCUUAAUGAAGCACUCCCUGAUUCGGACACUGCAAUUAACGAAGCAGCUUUGGAAAAGUUUCAUUAUUUAAAGGCAUGCAUUAAGGAAACAUUAAGAAUGUACCCUGUAAUAAUUGGAAAUGGACGAAGUUUAACUUCUGAUACAAUUAUAGAAGGAUAUAUGGUACCAAAAGGGACGCAUGUUAUAUUUCCGCAUUUGGUUGUAAGCAAUAUCACAAAAUAUUUCAAAAAUCCUAACGAAUUUUUACCUGGCCGGUGGUUAAAAUUGAAAGAC